CAGCUGGCUGAGCCGGAGAGGCUACUUUGUUAACAGCGAAGCCACCGGAGAGAGAUCUGCUCAGCAGCUUCUCUCGGAAAAGUGUGAACAGUUUGGGGGAAACGGGGCACCCUAAGGCCCGUCGGUAGGAUUUAACGGUGGCAGCUGUUGUAUUUCGUGUGAUUAACUUUGUCUUUUCGCCGACAAAAAAGACGUCUUGCUCAAAGUUGAGCCGAAGAGGAGUUCUCUCGUUCAGGAUGUCGGACUGAGACAAAGGGGUCUUGGGGGGCAUUCCCGUCGGAGCGCAGGUAAAACUUGGAAAGAUGGAGAGGGAGCUGGAAUGGUGGAAAGAUCAGCUAGCUGCCGAUAUCCAUCAGUCCCUCCGCAUCAAGGAGCUGAAGUUACCGGCCUACCGGGCUCACUCCCCACAGAUUGGCAUGCGACGGUACUUCGCAGACUUGUUGGCCAUCCUGAGUAAUCGCUACCAGCUAUGUCCUACAGCACGUCACUUGGCCGUCUACCUGCUGGACUUGUUCAUGGACCACUAUGAUGUGGCUGUCAGGCAGCUCUAUGUCAUUGCUCUCUCCUGUUUGCUGCUAGCUAGUAAAUUUGAGGAGAAGGAGGACCGGGUCCCCAAACUGGAGCAGCUGAACUCUCUGGGCUUUAUGUGCAGCCUGAACAUAGUUCUCAACAAAAGGGAUUUGAUCAAAAUGGAGCUUCUGCUGCUUGAGACCUUUGGCUGGAAUCUGUGUAUGCCCACACCCGCCCACUUUAUUGACUACUACCUCCAUGCCUCAGUGCAGGAGGGUGACCUCUACAAUGGCUGGCCUCUGUCCUCCCUCUCCAAGACCAAGGCUUUCAUGGAGAAAUAUACUCACUACUUCCUGGAGGUUUCACUGCAGGACCACGCCUUCCUGAGUUUCAGGCCAUCCCAGGUUGCUGCUGCAUGCAUUGCCGCAUCUCGUAUUUGCCUUCAGAUCACUCCAAGUUGGACAACUGCAUUGCAUUUACUAACAGGCUACACCUGGGAGCACCUCACCCAGUGCAUUGAACUCAUGUUGCUAGCUCAUGACAACGAUGUGAAGGAGGCCAACAAAGCCAAAUCCACCCCUCCUCACCGGCCCGCCUCUCUGCAGUCCCAGCCCCAGACCUCUCACCUCUCUCCAGUGUCAGCCAUCCAGAGACCAGCCUCCUCCACCUCCUCCUCCACACCACAGCUGCUCUUUCAGCCAGAUAGCUUUCCACACAUUUCCCAGCAUUCCCCAUCCCUGUCCCAGCUACAAGCACUAGCUGACUCCCAGGCUUUGGGGUCUGUGGUAAACAUGUCUCAGGACUUCCUUCAGAGUCACAGGAUGGGUCUUCUAACUGGGGCUGCCUCCAUCACUCCUGCAGGUGCAUUCCCCUCCUACCCGAGCCUAACCUCAGGUCUUCAACCAGGGGCUCGUGGGUUGCCGCUACAGGGCCCCAUUUCUGUGCAGAUGGCCCUUGCUGGAGAGCCACGACACUGUCUGAGCAUGGCUUACAGCGGGAGCUACCUGGGGGCUCAUCACACGUUCACAGCCGGCUGCUUUGACAGGUGACGCCAGGAGACGGAGAGGGAACACAAACCUCCACGGGAGUCUGCUGAUAGGGACCUCCAAAUCCCAAAACACCCACUUACAGACCUCCUCUCUCUCUCCGUCGCCACUGCAACACCUUCAGCUUGCCCAGCUCCCCCGUCUCUCUCGCAGAGACGCCUCAGACGCAAACAGAGGACCAAAUGUAAGACAGAUCCAGUGGAAGUCAUCACACUGACAUGACAAAUGCUCCUCUGCCUCAUGAAAUACUGAGGCGUUGCAAAAAAUCGUAUUUCUAUACUCUGAGCUGACUUUAUAAAUCCGUGUUAUUUUGAGACUGUCAUCACUGUGAAUGAGAUGAAAGCAGCCGUGUGAUCCAACACCCACCUCAUUCAGUGCCUGUUCUCAGUUGUGUGAUAGCUGAGCCAAUUUUAGAAGUGUACAGAAGACAAAGUAUUUGUGAUAAGCAUAUCUUGCUGCUUGACAUGUUUUUUUUUUUUUUGUUUUUUUUUAAAUUACUAAUCCCAAAAAUUGAACACAUUUUAUAGAGAAAAUUUGGCUGAUAUAGGUUUUUUUUUUUUUUUUUUUUUUGGUGCCACCAUUUCAGAGAGUGAGAAAAGAAGAAAUGGAGGCUUGUUGCUGACUUGGCAGGGCAUAAAGAGACUGUGUAUGUCAGUGGGAAUUUUGCUUGUGUCUCCUGCAUGUCAUUGAACAUUGAUCUAAUGAGCUGAAGGGCUUCUCUGAGAAUUCCUUGCAACGCAAGACCUCAGAGGGGACGAAGAAGUCAUUGUUCUGUGCACAGCAGGUGAAGUUCGCAGCUCAAACACACCUGCUUUUUUUUUCUUCUUUUUUUUUUUGCCUCCCGGCAUCUUUUUCUCUCUCACCUCCAAAGUCGAGCCUUGUGGCUGAGCCCUCACACAAACAGGUGAACCGGUGGCUUUGUUAAAGCUGUAGGCUUUACCAUACUAAAGUUGAAUUUCUCCAGCACCGCUCAAAGAAUUAAAGACAAACUGAUGUGACUGGACCAGUGUGGUGAAGGAGACGCGACGCUGGUUUGUGUUGUAUAUAUGAAUUGCUGCUGCCUUCUGAACUGUUGGUUCUGUGUCUGUGUUAAUGACUCAAAUGUUUACAUGAACCACUAAGUAUCAGGGACUUUAACAAGAUUAUACUUGAAUAUGAUGCCAUUGAAACAUGCCAUAGCUUUUAUUUAUGAGGUUUUUUUAAUUCAUUUUUGAUAUGUAGUUUUUAUUGCCAGCUUAGAAACCCACCAUUGGUCAGUUUUCUUUCUAACUGUUCAUAGAAACAGGCUCAGGUUUUAAGGCUGAAGCUAGCAGCCUUCCCUUCAUUAUUCUGUGCUUAUGCUUUAAAGUGGAUGCUUAUUCAGCAUCUGCGGGGGCUGCAAUACUCCCCUUCUUCAUCACUGGACCAUACUGUGUACAACUCAGUAACUGAAUGCAUGAACUAUCUGUUUGCUUUUUAGCAGAACAAACCCACGGUCACUCGGCUGACACACCAGUAUCUGCAGCCAGUUGUUUCUAAUUGUUCCACUUUUCUAAAGCUGCAAUCUUCCACUUCCUGUUAAAUUAGAAACAGGUCCUAAUUCCCUGUGCUGAUCUUGAGGGUUGCCCCCUCUGGUAUCAUGGUGAUACUUUAGGUUUCUGGGAUGUUUUUGACUAUAUUUUGACUGAAUUUGGGCUGUAAUUCAUCUAUUUGGGCUUUAGGUUGAUGAACUGACAUUUCUGAAAUUAGCUAAAAAAAAAAUUGUUUAUAAGAGAACCCAAUCUGAUGUAUUCAUAUGGUUUCUUUUUUUCCCCCCUAACCUGCUUAAAUAAAAAUACGGAUAAUUUUCAGUCAUAUAUGGCAAAGAAAAGCAGGCUGGAGCCAGGAAACAUUUAAAGUGCGCAUCAGUGAAUCUGUUCAUUGCUCCAGCUAUAGACUGAAUUGAAAGUGUCUUCUCGGCUUUGUAGAAAAUUGUGAGGCUGUUCUGGAAGAAUUGCAAACUUGGAUAUGCUACUUGGAAUUUUUGAACCUUAAAUUGCCUGUCUUUCUAAUGUCCUGACUUUUCACUUCACUCUGCUGCUGUUUGUGGACACUGGACAGCCUCAUCAUGUUCGUGCCUUGUCCUCAGCAGCUGUCAGGCUCACAGACAUGUACAGAUAUUUCUCAGAUAACACUACAUGAAGCUUCCUGAAACAGCAUUACCCAGAUUAUUUUAAUCCUGCCAAAAGGGCGUCAGUGCUUUUCAGUGAUAUGAACUAUGAUACUAUGCUUUCUUGUUUUUCUAACUGUGUACAGUUUUGUUGUAUUUUAUGCAUUCCAUUUGUCUUCAUUAUAUUUAGUUCAGUCUUUUUUGUGAUUCAUUCAUUGAAUGCUAUUGGUGUGAAUUAGUUUUUUUUUUUUUUUUAGUUAAAUUUCUUCUCUUCCUCACAAUUCAAGAGCAACUUCUCAUUGAGGUGUCAAAGGUGCAAUACGUUGUUUGUUGUUUGUUUGUUUAAACUGACCACAGCCAUCACUGUCUCGUGUUUACCACUGGUUCAUCAUUUGUAACUUAUUUUUUUUUAUAUAAUUGUGCGAUGUGACUUGCUGUAAGCUGGAUCUCCUCUAGAGGGCAGCUGGUUUUGAACACAAUGAAUAUGUUGCAUAUUGCAGCAUUACGCUCAGAGUGAUAGAUGUUGCUGAAUGCUUUUGUCUUUUAACCAGUUUUACCAUGCAUUAUUUUCCAUAAGAGAUGCUGAUGCCAGUCACACCAAACAACCCUCGUCUAAUGUGAUAGUAACAAUGACACCACAAACGUCCAAUUUGUAUUUUUAUAUUCUUUUGUAGCCUUGGUUUAUGUGACACUGAAUGAUAAAGGGAGCUUUUUAUCAUAAAGUGCCAUGAAAAAAAAUAAACACACAACUGA
Messenger RNA from Archocentrus centrarchus (flier cichlid), 4437 nucleotides. It is a transcript of the gene ccnjl, whose product is annotated as cyclin J-like. The record is from RefSeq and is a predicted model, not a curated record. NCBI's taxonomy places the organism in Eukaryota, Metazoa, Chordata, Actinopteri, Cichliformes, Cichlidae. Bases 303 to 1559 code for a protein of 418 amino acids. The transcript has 6 exons.